AUGAUGCCGUUUGCAUUGUCGCCAUCAGGUGGUGAGUUUCGACAUAGGUCAAACUCGAACGUUUCGAACUACUCGGUUAGCAGUUGCAUGUCUCCCAAGUACGACAGCAGGAUCGACGACUGGGGCGACGACGUUCGCUCCUUGCAGCAGCAUCAGGCGCAGGCGCCUACUUUUCUCCCUGGUGAAAAUUUUUCUUCUGAUUUGGUAGAGUCGAUGUCUCAGUCAAUGAACUUAAACGAGCCGCCGCCGUAUCCGGCCAAGAACCCGUCUGGGUCGACAUACACAGUAUUUGCUGGCGGAGACGAAUCCUCACCGAGUCGCAUCCACACUAGUCCAGGCAAGUUCAUUGUUGCCGCCACGGCCGCCCAACGCCAGCAGCAACAGCAGUUUUCUGCUGCUGGUGCGAUUGCGUCUUUCCCUCGUAAAAAUUCAGCUCACGGCUUGUCCGGUGGUUCUUCCCUGUCGUCCGGAGGACUGUGCAACAUUACCUAUCACCAACAGGCCCUGAAGACGGAACGACCCCCGUCGUACGGUGAGAUUUAUCCGAAUAUAUCGCAUGUCAACGUCAACCGUAUGCUGCGGCAGGUGCUACAAAAAUCGUGCGCCGGCAAUGGCGCUAAUGCUGGUGGUGGUAAUGGGAGCGGCUCAGAGUUGCUCGAUUCGACCGGCGACUCGGCAGUCGCCGGCGGCCCUCCUACCUUGCAACAAAUGAACCUAAUGCAGCAACAGCACCAGCAGUAUGUGACUCUGUUCGCGCAGCUUAACUCGUCUAACAAUCAUCAGGUUCCGCAAAUGAAUAACCAAUUGCCUUCCGAGUUGUCCGAAAUCCACUACGACACCGACAUCCAGUGUGACAUCGACCAGGUAAUCAGGCACGAACUGAAUAUCGCCGGCACCCUUGAUUUCAGUGUCGACCACUUUGGAAACAUCUAA
Molecule: messenger RNA, 933 nt
Organism: Soboliphyme baturini
Lineage: Eukaryota; Metazoa; Nematoda; Enoplea; Dioctophymatida; Soboliphymatidae
Source: the annotation of a GenBank genome assembly